AUGACAUCCCGUGAACCGUACCACGUUCACUCCCUCAAGGCGCACAUUGCCAACACGAAAAAGGGCGUCAAGGCCGUAGCCGACAAGUUGAAGCCCAGCACGACGUCCUCCACCAAGAAGAGUGCGCCGGGAAAGGCAGCCAACGGCCUCUUCGACAACAAUGACGACGACGAGGACGACAGCUCUUCCUCUGGCAGCGACAGCAGCGACGAUGACGAUGACGCCAAAGACUUCUUGAGCAAGCUGGCCACGGCCAAGAAGGCCAACGCGUCUGGUUCCAUAAACACCGCUGACACUGCUGCUCCGUCUUCCAAGCGUCGCGGCAAAGAUGAGGAGAUUGCCGACAGCGAUGUCGAGCGCCAAUCGUCUGCCGCAAAGAAGAAGGGCAAGAAGAAUGGCAUCGCUUCUACCACCACCACCACUACCGCGACAACCUCAGCCACCUCUGACAGCUCCAGCUCCAGCUCCAGCUCCGAAUCGGAAUCAGAGGUCGAUGCGAAAAAGACCGAGAACACCAAGGCCAAGGCCAAGGCUGCCAGCAGCGACAGCGGCAGCGACAGCGGCAGCGACAGCGGCAGCGACAGCAGUAGCACCAGCGAGGACGAGUCAGACAGCAGCGAGAGCGAGAGUGAGGCACUGGAAAAGGCCAAGGCACCUUCCAAGGCCAAGACGAGUCCCACAAAGACAAAGAAACAGCUCGAGCCCGAGUCCGAGUCUGCAUCCGAGUCCGAGUCGAGCGAAGAGUCGGGCGAGGAAGAGGAGAGCAGCAGCGAAGAGGAGGAUUCGGAACCGGAGCCGGAGCCCAAGAAGACCAAGGCCAAGGCCGAGCCCGCCCCCGAGAGCAAGCCUGUGGCCAGGCCCAAGGCUGCCACCACAAACGGCACGGCGUUGAGUAAGGAGACGGUAGAGGACAGUUCGAGCUCAGACGAUGAUGACGAGGACGAAGACGAGGAGAUGGACGACGAGUCCAUGCACAUUGAGGCGCGCAACAGGGUCAGCGGAACGACCCCUCAGUUCAUCGCCCCGGACUUCACCCUUUGCAAGGGUGACGGCAGCCUCAACGGAGAGGACGUGGCCCGCAUCUGUAACCAGGCCAACCUGGACGGCAAGCAGCUGUGGUACUUUACCGUGCCGGCCAACGUGCCCGUGUCGGUGGUGCAGAGCAUGCAGGUCCCCAUGGAUCAGAGCCAGAGGGGCGAGGCAGUCCUGUCACACAACGGGGAGCAGUACGCCAUGGCCUUUGACGACGUGACGCCCAAGACCCCCCGUCGAGUCGACCACGUCAUGCACGUCAAGCGCAUCACCCAGGCAGGCAGCCUGCCUACAGAGGGUCCGUCCGCCGUGACACCGGCCCCUCCACCGCCCGCCCGACCGCAGCCCGAGGGUCUACGCGCGCGUUUCACACCGCUCGGUGUCCCCACCACUCCCCAUGUGACGUCGGAGGACGUCGAGAUGGGCGAGGCACCCGUGCCUAAGAAGUCGAAAAAAGCCGCCACCGAGACCAAGCCUGCCAAGGAGAAGAAGUCGAAGAAGUCGAAGAAGACGGAUGAGGAUGAGACGGACAAGUCGUCAGCAGCAGCCCGCAAGAGGAAGAUCGACACGUCGGACGAGGACGCGGCAGCAGCGGCAGAGCAGCUGAUGAUGGAGAGUCUGAGUCAGAGUCAGAAUCAGAGCCAGUCGGCGGACUGCAAGGAAAAGACCACCAAGUCUACCAAGAGCAAGAAGCAAAAGACGGAUCGCGAGGGAAGUCUCGAUCUCGGAUCCGACAGUACGAAGAAGAAGGAGACGCCCAUCCCCCCACCGGCGGUGCCAGGCAUGGUCACCCCCAAGAAGUUCACGCCAGUCCCGCUGCCUAGCUUCCCGGGCUCCUCUCAGACCGUCGCCGGUGCCGUCACCGCUCCGGUCGCGUCAUCUCAGCUGGAGACGCCCGUGCCCGCUGCGGCGGCGAAGAAGUCUGGCAGGUCGAGGGAGAAGAAGAGCAAGAAGAGUGCUGCAAAGUCUUUUGUCGGUGACGGCGAGACCGUGAGCUAG
Geosmithia morbida is the source of this 2031-nucleotide messenger RNA. RefSeq names its product DNA-directed RNA polymerase I subunit RPA34.5. NCBI's taxonomy places the organism in Eukaryota, Fungi, Ascomycota, Sordariomycetes, Hypocreales, Bionectriaceae. The record is from RefSeq and is a predicted model, not a curated record. The transcript has 2 exons. The coding region runs from base 1 to 2031 and encodes 676 amino acids. Gene Ontology annotation, biological process: transcription by RNA polymerase I.